AUGACUAAUAACUUCCAAACAGUCAUCGGGGAAGGAGGGUUUGGAAGCGUUUAUCUUGGAUUUGUCAACGGUGCAGAACAAGUAGCUGUUAAGGUCCUCUCUCAAUCAUCAUCACAAGGAGAUAGUCAGUUCAGAGCCGAGGUUACGUACAGCUACUGCUCAAGGUUCAUCACAAGAACUUGGUUGGAUUUGUUGGGUGUUGCCAUGAGGGAGAGAAUAUAUGAUCAGACUCGGUACAGCUACUGCUCAAGGUUCAUCACCGAGUCUGCUCAAGAUUACUUACAUAGCGGUUGUGCUCAGGCAAUAGUUCAGAGAGACGUCAAAACAACAAAUAUUUUGUUGAAUGAGCAUUAUGAAGCCAAGGUGGCUGAUUUCGGGCUGUCAAAGUCACUCCCAAUCAGAGAAAGCCAUGUGUCGACCAUUGUCGCUGGAACUCCCGGAUACCUCGACCCGGAAUACUACAGAACGGGAUGGUUAACUACAAACAGCGAUGUGUAUAGCUACGGAGUUGUACUGUUGGAGCUCCUCACAAACCAACCCGUGGUUGACCAAAGCCGUGAGCAGGAUCAUAUUGGAGGGUGGGUAGGACUAAAGCUUACCAAUGGAGGAGACAUAAGCACCAUCAUGGAUCCAAGACCCAGAAAUUAUAAUUCUGGCUCUGCAAGGCAAUAUGUUGAGUUAGCCAUGGCUUGCCUAAAUCCAUCUUCCUCGGAAAGACCGACCAUGUCUCAGGUUGUUGAUGAAUUAAAGCAGUGUUUGGCAUCUGAACUCUCAACAAGAGCAGGACCGAGUCGUGACACUGACAUGGACAGUUAGUUCCACAGAUACUGAAAUAAAACCCGGCCGCAGCUCGAUAGAUUAUUUUCUAUUUACAUGAUGUUUCAAUUUUCUCCACAAACUAUCUUCAAUUUCUUGUCAAACGCUACCAACUUGUCUUAAAUUCUCAAGUGAAAUAAUAUAUUGAAAUUCUCUUUUUGAUUUU
Camelina sativa (false flax) is the source of this 982-nucleotide messenger RNA. The record is from RefSeq and is a predicted model, not a curated record. NCBI's taxonomy places the organism in Eukaryota, Viridiplantae, Streptophyta, Magnoliopsida, Brassicales, Brassicaceae.